GAUAUAAGCAACACAAUGGGGAAGAUCAUCUUUUAUGAGGAUCGUGACUUUCAGGGUCGACACUAUGAGUGCUUCAGUGACUGUGCUGAACUGCAGUCUUACUUCAGUCGCUGUAACUCCAUCCGGGUCGACAGUGGCUGCUGGAUGAUCUAUGAACGUUCCAAUUACUCAGGGUACCAGUACUUCCUGAGUAGGGGUGAGUACCCUGAUUACCAGCGCUGGAUGGGUUUUAACGACACAGUCAGGUCCUGCCGCAUGAUUCCUGCACACAGGGGAUCAUAUCGAGUGAGGGUAUAUGAGAGGCCUGAAUUUGGAGGACAGAUGAGGGAAUUCACCGAUGACUGCCCAUCUGUCCAUGAGCGAUUUCGUUAUCAAGACAUCCACUCCUGCAAUGUGUCUGAAGGUUACUGGCUUUUCUAUGAACAUCCAAACUACAGAGGAAGACAGUACUUCCUGAGGCCAGGCGAGUACAGAAGAUACACUGACUGGGGUGCCAUGACUUCCCGAACUGGUUCCUUCAGACGCAUCAUGGAUUGCUAUUAA
Molecule: messenger RNA, 543 nt
Organism: Protopterus annectens (West African lungfish)
Lineage: Eukaryota; Metazoa; Chordata; Ceratodontiformes; Protopteridae
Product: gamma-crystallin M2-like
Exons: 3
Coding region: 16-543 (175 amino acids)
Biological process (GO): lens development in camera-type eye; visual perception
Molecular function (GO): structural constituent of eye lens
Source: RefSeq, a predicted model, not a curated record